Molecule: messenger RNA, 3604 nt
Organism: Gambusia affinis (western mosquitofish)
Lineage: Eukaryota; Metazoa; Chordata; Actinopteri; Cyprinodontiformes; Poeciliidae
Product: protein Tob2
Exons: 2
Coding region: 440-1639 (399 amino acids)
Biological process (GO): regulation of gene expression
Cellular component (GO): nucleus; cytoplasm
Molecular function (GO): transcription corepressor activity
Source: RefSeq, a predicted model, not a curated record
AUAAAUACGCCGGGUUGUCAAACAGUAAAGUUUCAGCGGACACCUCCAGAGCAAAGUGUCACCGGGAGACAAAGUACGUCAGAUAUUUAGAGCUGCGGUGGCAAAAGGGGAAAAAAUACCGAAACGUAUGGUGAAAAACAUCAAGCUCGCGAGCCCGUGGACUGUCACCUCCGCCUUGAAUUCAAAUUGAUUAUACGGGAAUUAAUAUAGAGAGAGCAAAUCAAGCUCGGACAUCAUCGUCAUUAUCAGAUAGCUGGAACGUCUAGAGAACUUAAAAACAGCCAGCAACCCACGGACCCUGCUUCUGAGAGGCCCUUGCCGAUAUGACGCUAAAAGAGUCAACGACUUUUCAGUGAGCCGGAGGUACGUCUGUGCUGCCUCCUUUUCAACAGCAUCCUCUACCACUUUGCUCACACGACGGCACUAACCGGAAGCAACCAUGCAUCUAGAGGUCAAGGUGGCCCUCAACUUUAUCGUGUCCUACCUUUACAACAAGCUGCCUCGUCGUCGGGCUGACCUGUUUGGUGAGGAGCUGGAGAGGAUACUGGUCUCCCGCUUUGAGGGACACUGGUAUCCCGAGGCCCCGCUCAGGGGAUCCGCUUUCCGCUGCAUCCACUUGGGGGCGCCGAGGGACCCUGUGGUGGAGCUAGCCGCCAAAAGAAGUGGACUGGACACAGAGGAGGUCCGCGCUAAUGUCCCCGCGGAGCUCAGCGUGUGGAUCGACCCUUAUGAGGUUUCCUACCAGAUUGGAGAGAAGGGGGCAGUGAAGGUGCUUUACCUGGAGGACCCUCCAGGCCUCGGUUGUGACAGCGAGAGGGCUGAGGCGGUUAACGGAGAAGGCAAAGGAGAGGCGGAGGCUGAGGAGGCCAAGAGCUUGGGAUUUAAUCCAGAUGCUCAGGUGUUUGUGCCAAUUGGAAGUCAAGCAUCUCCAGCACUCAUGCCGUCCCUGUCGAGCUCUCCCACACCUCUGACAGCUCAGCCUGGGCUCUUUAGCUACCCUAGCUCCAGCACACCUACUGACCCUGGCGUCCAUUCAUCCAACACCUCCUCCCCUUCUCCUCCCAGUGGCGGAUUGCCAUACCUCCCCACUCAGCAGCCGCCUCAAGCCCUCCCUCCUGCCCGUCCACAGCCCAUCACCUUCACCACCGCAAGCUUCGCCGCCACCAAAUUCGGUUCCACCAAAAUGAAGAAGUGCACUGGAGCCGGGUCGCCGGCCAACUCCGGUGUCAUUGUCCCGCCUUCGCAGAGGAUGCUCUCCCGCUCUCCCACCACCAUCUCGGCACCAGAGCUGCUAAAGCACAAGCCCCUGUCGCUCUCUUUGCACUCCCUUGGAGGUCCGAUCCCCAGCCAGCUCUCCCCCAGCGCCAAAGAGUUCGUCUACCCAGGAUCCCCGGGCUCCUUUUUCUUUGACGCAGACACCCAACCAAUGCAGCCACAAGCCAGCCCCUUCCAACCCUCGCACAGCCUCGGCUCCAAUCCGACCUUCGACCCGUUCGCCAGCCCUUCUCCUCAAAGCGUGGGCAUCCUUAGCAGCAACGGAGGAAUCCCUUAUGUGGAGAAACCGUCGUUUGACGGUUUAGGAAGCUACAGCCUGCAAUAUCCAAACCAGUCUUUCCAGCCUGUGGUGCUGGCCAACUAAGCCUUCGUCUGGAACAAAAACACUUGGACGCAGACAUGGGUGACUCCCCACUUGUUUUCAGUUUUUCUAACAAGAUAUCAUAAUGCUAACACGCAUCAAGAGUGGGUUUUGCUACAGAGAUUAAAAAUAAUGAUGACACACAUCUCCGUUUGUUAUGUAUAUCUCUACAUGACAUUAAUUUUGCCUGGACUCAUUUCUGUUCUCCUUCACGUCAACAUUGAUGGUUAGGGGGGGAGAGUUUCUUUCUACUUUUCUUUUGUGACGUGAAACAUUUAUGUCCCACUCCUCCGUCUCUAGAGCAGCUUCAUUUUGCACUGCACUGUCAUGCUGUGAAAAAAAAGGACUUUGCCAAGUCCUGCAGGGAACGACUGCUGUGGAAAACUCAGCACUUUGCUCCGCAAUCUGCUCUGCCCUACUUGCCACAAAUACGCAGGAGAAGGUGGGGUGGUGUGUGUGUGUGUGUGUGUGUGGGUGUGUGCGUGUGUGUGGGUGUGUGUGUGUGUAGUCCUGCUCUGUUUUGUUGUGGUUCGACCGAGGGAAGGGUUGUUUGUCUCCGUUAUCGUCGGACGCAAUGCUUGUUAUCAGCGGCUUGAAUGAGGGGGAAUGAAUGAUGGGCGAGCGGAGGGAAAGGGCAGCACUGGAGAACGUAUUGUCUGUCAAGGGGAAAUUUGCUGGAGGAAACCUUUUUGAAUGUAAAUGAGAAAUAAAUUCCAGUUUUAACAAUGCUGAUACCUCUAAUUUAAAAAAAAAAAAAAAUGCACCACACGCAUCGACGCGCACGAUGUUCCAGUCAGCAGAGUGUGAAGGUGAACGGGCGAGGAGCAGGAGGUUGGGGAGGGGAUGCAGCAGCCCAAGCGGCGGCGGCGGAUUGUGAUAAAUGGCUUAGCAUGACUUUGACUAUGAAGGAGAGGUUUUUCCUCUGCAUGGAGGAAGAGGGGGAGAGAAACUUCUAGACGAGCGCGUUGCCUCUGCGUCGUCCGGGGCGUACUGGAAAGCGCGCGCGUCCCGCGUUGAAACCCAGAGCACGUUUCCGGUGAAUCUGAAACACUACACUACUCUCUGCUCUCCUCUUGAAAUUCUCCUGCUGUCUCCUUCUCAAGCUGUUGCAAGACUUAAAAAAUAAAUAAAUAAAAAAUCCCUGUAAAGUCCCAGGUUGCUCAGUCUUUUCUCAGCUGCAAAAAAAUAAAUAAAUAAAAUAAAGAGGGAGAGAAAUAACUAUGAAUAAAGAACCGAUGUCUGUGUGCACGGCUUUGUCGGAUGUGUGGCUCUCUCUCCCAGCGUUGUAUGUUGUCAUUGGUUACCGCAGGGAAAGGUUAACCUCCACAUGUCCAGCUGCUCAGCACUUUAUCACUGGGUCUCCUGAUGUCACCGCAGCCAUCAGCGCCAAACCCAUCGCUUACCCUCGCUUCGUCGUUGCACUUUUUUUUUUUUUUUUUUAUUCAGAUGACCUGAAAAACGUUGGACGGUUGUUAGAUUAGCCUAACUUGCAUUUCAUUGUGUUGGACAGAUUCCGUCAGACAUUUUUUUUCCCCUUAAAUAUUUUUUCCUGAGUUGUUGCUAUUUUACUUUUUUUGCAUUAUAAUUUAGAUUAAAUUUGGCAUACGGACCCAAAAAUUGAAGUUUUGUUUUUUAUUUAUGUUGCUGUUGUUUUUGAAAAAAUUCUGGAUAUUUUCUCUAAAUUAUCGGUUUAAUUUCAUGUUUGUUUUUUUAUUCUUCUCUUCAAAUGAGCCUUUGCAUUUGUAUCGGUUGGGGAUUGUGACUCCAGGAUUGUGUAUAUAAAGUUCUCAUGUUCAGAUUCUUUAGUUUUGUACGCCCUGAAGUUAUCCAUUCCUCCACCCCCCUUUUUCUUUUUUUUUUCGUUUGUUUCUUUGUUUGUUUAGUUUUUCUUUGGGAAACGUGUCAUGAAUAUAUGCAAACUGAGACAAAAUAAAGAUGUACAGAAUAAAGUAUUGAAUGUGUAUUGUA